Messenger RNA from Drosophila novamexicana, 917 nucleotides. RefSeq lists its product as uncharacterized. The transcript is spliced from 2 exons. Bases 66 to 725 code for a protein of 219 amino acids. Lineage: Eukaryota; Metazoa; Arthropoda; Insecta; Diptera; Drosophilidae. The record is from RefSeq and is a predicted model, not a curated record.
UUUUUAUUUCGUAAGUCAACGAGCACCAAAUAAAUAAAAAUUUGAAAAAUUCAAGUGGUUGCACAAUGUCAAACCUUCAAGAUGUACCGCUUGCCGAGCCAGAAGACUUGCCAACAAUUGAACAGGACACAGCCGGAUCGAAAUCCAAUUCGCUAAAACGCUUCUUCAAGCUUGGCAAGAAGUCGAACACAAGCCAAGAAGCAUGCGAGGAGGUGACUGAGCUGGAAGAUGAGGCCAACAAAGAUCCUGCCAAGCCGGGCAGCAUUAGUCGUUUACUCACACGACUGAAGGGCAACUCCAAGACAGGCAAUGUACAAUUUGUAGAGCAAAACGAGCCCACUUCCAGCAAUAACGAAACGGCUGUGGAGGAGGCUGCUGACAAGCCGGUGCCAAACCUAAAGCCCACAAUAAAGACAUCGAUAUCAGGCUAUUGGAAACAGCUAUUCCACCGCCAGAAGGUGGCCAAUCGGCAGGAACAGAAACCGGCAACGGAUCAAGAGACAAUCGAGUUGCAGGACGAGCCGCAGCAAACUGAUUCGAUUAAUGCCGAAGAGGGGCCCACAAUAGCAGCAGCAGAAGCCUUGCGCGAGGAUAUCAUUCUAAAUGUGCCAGAAAAGACGAUGGAUAACCAAACAAAUUGCAUUCCCGAGAUCAUCGAGGAAGUUCAAAUGCUCGCCAUUUCAGAUGAGAUUGUGGAUCCAUCGAAUGAUGACAACAAAAAAUAGGACAGGGUCACAGUUUCGACCAACAUAAAUUUAUUGUUAUCCAGUUUUAAGAGCCUGCCAGCCUUCUGCCACACACUUCGUACACAUUUUGAAAAAUCCCGACUAUAUACAUAUACACAAACACGCAUAUUAAACACAUUAGUUCAUCUGCAGUUCAGCUUUAAAUUGAGUCCAAAAUGCUGAAUAAAGCUU